Messenger RNA from Ceratina calcarata, 1589 nucleotides. RefSeq names its product Juvenile hormone binding protein 16 (gene Jhbp16). The coding region runs from base 277 to 1032 and encodes 251 amino acids. The transcript has 4 exons. The record is from RefSeq and is a predicted model, not a curated record. Gene Ontology annotation, biological process: multicellular organismal reproductive process. NCBI's taxonomy places the organism in Eukaryota, Metazoa, Arthropoda, Insecta, Hymenoptera, Apidae.
GGUCGGAUCGUUUUAUUUCCCUGUCGGCCUGUUUCUUCCGGCGCGGGAGAGGCCAAUCUCUCUUGGUGUUUCGGCUCCAGAUUAUGUAAGGAUCGACGAAAAUUCUGGCACCGAAACGCAAGACGGUUAACCCUCCUCUCAGAUGUACGCUCGAGAGUGAAAGCGUAAGCAUCGUUCGUUGUGCACGGCUGUUGUGUUGCUCGAGAUCGCGUUCCUCCUGUGCCUCUGAACCGUGAACUUCGUGAAUGCAACGAUUAUUGGGUGUCGAUACCAGAAAUGUCAUCGUCCGUCGGAGUUUCUGUCGCAUUGAUACUCCUCCUGUCCGCAACAGUGAUAAGCCUGGAAUUUGAGGAUUAUUUUAAGGAUUGCCAUCCGAACGUGGCCGGUUUCGAUGGAUGCAUACGAGAAGCGCUAAACGCGAUUCGACCAUAUUUUAAAACUGGUCUCCCGAAGUAUAAUGUAGAGCCUUUCGACCCGUUCUUCGCCAAAGAGAUAUCCGCUUCGAGAGGCAUGCCGAAUUUCGGAUUUACCUUAACUCUGAGGAACGUCACCGAGAGCGGAUGGAGUUCUAGUAAAGUGACAAAGUUCGUCAGCGACUUGUCGAACUACAAGGUUGUAUACACGCAAAGCUUCCCAGCUAAAUUCUUGUCAGGUUUAUACGAGUUCAAAGCGAAGGUGUUCAGCUCCAGCGUGGCGAACAAAGGGAAAUUCACGUUGGCUCUUUACGACCUGAUGCAAACGACCACGAUCACCAAGAGGCCCGGGGAAAAGGUCGAGGUGAACGUCGACGUGCAGACGAUCAAAGAUCUGAAGCUUCACAUAACGAAUUUAUUGUCCGGUAAACAAGUCCUCGAGAGCAUCCUCGACAGAAUAAUUAACGGCGCUUGGCAGCCAGGAUUCGUGGUCACCAGACGUUUCAUCAGCGAGCUAGUCUCCACUGCGUUCACGGAAAUUUUCGGCAAAGCCUUCAACGAUUUCCCGUUUGAGAAAAUCAUCAAACCGAAACCGUUCAGUCAAUACUACGAGAGAUAAAUCUAGUUUGAUCGAUAAAACAAUUUAAAUAAUUUUAUACGUGCUUCUUUUUAAAAUACAUAAAUCAGAGAAAUAUUUAAAUUAAUACGAAAUCAGCCGCGAUGGACAGAUACAAAUUGAGACAGAAAUGGAAAGAAACUGGACGUUGUUUAUGCAUGUACGCUUUUUGCAAUGGGAAUGACUCGGAGAAUCGAAGGAACUUUCAAGAAUUUCAAAUCGCUUUACACAUACUUUCCUUCUACGCAUCUGGUGUUUGAAGGCUAAUUAAUUGCCCUGGGAAUAUAUUUCUCAUUUAUUAUCCGAGAACGUUGCAUCACGCAGAUAAAUUUUUCAUUUACAUAGCCUAUUAAAAAUAUUCUUGCCUCGUAACGAGUUCACGUUUGAUAUCUUCAAGUUUCUCGAGCUCCAUGCUUUUGUUAUAGUGAUUAAUUAUGUACUAUUGCAAGAAUAGAUGAAAUAGGACAAACGAAUCAUUCAGCAUCUAUUUACUAUUUUUAAACAUGUAUAUAUUGUUACUUGACAUUUAUUUUGUACAUGAGUACUUCGUUAUACACAAU